Mytilus californianus (California mussel) is the source of this 5158-nucleotide messenger RNA. RefSeq lists its product as uncharacterized. Lineage: Eukaryota; Metazoa; Mollusca; Bivalvia; Mytilida; Mytilidae. The record is from RefSeq and is a predicted model, not a curated record. The coding region runs from base 391 to 1929 and encodes 512 amino acids. The transcript is spliced from 7 exons.
UUAAUUCAAAUAUUAGUGUAAUGUAUAAAAUACAUGUAUUUACGUCGAUGAACGGUAACGAUCUUACAUCGUAGAUGAAACAGAUUCUGAUUUUUUUAAAAGUUAUUGUUUCAUUUAAAAAUAUCACAGAAACAACUUUUAUAGAAAAGCAUACAGUCACGCAGUAAUCUGAUAUCAUAUGUGACUUGUUUAAAAGAAAAUACACGGAAUUCCCCAAAACUUAAAAAUAUAUCUUCAGUGAUAUGUAUAAUGAGUGGUAAGUAAGGGAAAUCCUUUAAAACAUAUGAUCACUUAUGUUAUCUAUUUUUAAUCAGAAAUAUGUAUAUAUAAACAAAACGUAACUUUCAUAAUUCACUAUAUUAAUAUAAAUCAAAGCAAAGCAAAAGGACAAUGAAUCUGAUCAAAUGUGUUAUAACUUUGUGUCUUAUAAUAAUAAGCGAGAUACAUGAUGCUUAUUCUAUUACUGUGCGAAUAAAUCAAAAUAUAUCCGGAUCAAUAGAUGAAAGUGGUACACAAAUAAAAUGCUCAUUCACAAGGCAUAAUGUAACCAAAAUAUUUGCCAUCGAGUUGAAAGCUGAUAAUGACACAGUUGUAACAUUCUUACCAGAUGAUAAACCAAGAUUUACAUCAAAAGGAAGGUAUUUGGAAGGAAGAGUAACACUGAUGAAUAUCAGUAAAGUUUCUACAGAAGCUGUUUUGACAUUUGAUAAUCUUACCUGCAUUGAUCAAAUUAAUUACAGUUGUUCCAUUGUUUACCUUGACCAAAACAGUAAAACAGAAAGAAGAAAUUCAGGGUUCACAUCCCUUUUCGUUAAAGUUCCACCUUCCAAACCUAAUAUCGUAACUAUGGUUUAUUCAUUUGAAGACGAUACAACAACACCAAUAACGACAGAAAACACGACUUUCCCUCAUUUUACUGCGCGACAAAAUAGAUUAAAAACGACUAUUAACCAAAUGAUUUCGAACAGGCGAACAACGAAUGAUGAACAUUCUAAUGUUACCUCCAUAAUCUUAAAGAAAGGAGAUAAUAUAACAUUUCUAUGCACUGGAAAUGUUGGAAAUCCACCAGGAAAAUUCAUCUGGCAAAAAUAUAGGCAUAGCAAAAAUCCAACAAAUUACACAAAUAUCGUAACAACUAUCCAGGAGGUAUCGGAUAUGUGCUCCUACAAUGGUUCAAGCACCUUGACAAUCCAGGUAACUGCUGAGGAUAACCAGGCCAUCAUUCGAUGUAAAGUAAAUUCACCAUUGGCGCAAACAAAUAUGUAUAUAGAAACUAUACCAAUGGAAGUUCAGUCUCCUGAUUUGGAUACGACAAUAGAAACUAGACGAACAACAUUAGGUACUACGAUAAGCAAUAAUGUUACAGAUUCAAACGAAAAACCAGAUUUGAUAAGUGGAUACAUAGGUAUUGGUAUUGCUCUUGGUGUUAUUCUUUUAUCAUGUUUAUUGAUAAUUGGAAUUUGUUUAUACAAACGAAAGAAAAAAACGAAAAGGAGUCGAUAUCAUGUCGUUAAAGAAAAAUCUAAUCCUAGCCAGUUAAAUCAAACAGUCCAAUUAAAACAAAUGUCUUCGACAGACAGUUAUGAAAAAAUUCCGUUGAAAAAUGAUACUGGAAAAGAGACAGUUGACAUUGAUGACAUUAAAAAGCAGAACAUGGUAUACAUAGGAACACAGGAAAAAGAUGAUAAAAAUAAAUUUUCCACGUUUCGCAGAAAUUCUCCUUCACAACAUGCAGUAUAUGCCCAAGUGAAUGAAGCAGGAAAAACACAAUAUUUAAACAAUACGCAGACCCAAACAAUUUCUAUUCAAAAGGGAGAGCAAUCUCAAGAUUCACCAAAAGGCAUUAACGACCAGUCUGCAGAGAGAAUAAGCAAACAGAAUCACAGUGAUAUAGCUCAGAAUGUCAACAAAGAAACAAUCGAUUCGUAGAUAAUUUUAUAUUUUGACAUCUCAAUCUUUUAUGAGAACAGAUGAUCGAUGCAGAGGGUCUGUGAGAUAAUGGUCCACAAUAUUGCUUUAAAAGCCAGAUGAACUACUUUAAUUCGGCGCCGAUAUCAUCAAGUUGUCUCGACAGACUUUGAACACACCCUACAUAUUGAAAUGUAACUAUAUUGUGAAAAUGUGUAUAUAGGUGUUGUCAUAAUUUUGUAAAGUGUAAAGUUCUUAUUGUUUUCUUAAAAUUACCACUGGUUCAUUUAUCAGAGUAAGUUGAGUUUCAUCUUUAUUCGUUUAAAAAAUAGUAUGAUGUUGUAAUUUGCUUUGGUAUGAAUUUGGUUAGAUCUUUCAGUGACACCUUCCUACUACUAAAUUAAAUAUCAAAUGGACAAUCGAUAAGAUGUGUCUGUGUCUAAACUUACAAGCGAUUUACUUAUGGUUUUAGACGGUAAAAUACCAGAAUAGCCAUGUGAUCUGAUAAUUUACCGAUUUUGCCUGAUUUCUGAUUGUAACAAUUUGUCUGUAUGUACAUUGGCUUUCCAUGUCGACUCACCUCGUAUUGCUCCUUUUUCGGGGUUAUGCGAUUCUCUUAGGUUUUUUUUAAUUUGUAUCAAUAAAUAAAUUGUAUCACUUUAUGGAUUUAGGAGAUUUGAACAUACAUUUGUAAACUACUGCUGCUUCAACAUGUUUAAAAGGAAUUGUAAUUUUGUGUGAAAAAAUGUAUCACAUUUAUUGAAAUCAGCGUGUUGAUCAGGCAUACAGCUGACAAUGUUAUUUCGGAAAUCAUCAUUUAAAAUUUAAACGGACGAAAAUCAACUGUAUAUAAAAAUUACGAUGUUCAGAUGAUUUGGGACAUUUUUGUUAUUUCUAUAACUUUUUACAAUAAUGAUUAUCGUCGAAGUGUUUCUUCUUAAGACACUUUGUGAAUACUUUGUCUCAAUCCAUAUCAUUUCCGGAAAAUAUCAAAUUUUAUACAUAAUCAUGUGAAGAUUUUAAGGCACGUUACGCAUGUAAGAAAUGAUAAUUACAAGUGGGAAAUAUGACUUUAGUCAUAGUGCGCCGAUAAGAAGUGUCCUAGUAUUAAAUAGCAUAGUCGCAUGCUUUGACAAACAAUAAUCUCUAUGUAGAUGAUAAAGUCAACUAUUUACAUGUACAGAGUGUAUUAUAUCUUUAACAAUAGCGUUUUGGCAAAUUUACAUUAUUUUUGUCAUAAUUGUAACUAGUUCAUGAACACAAAGACGUGUGCAAUUGAAGACAUUGUUACCAAUAAACCUAAUAAGCAAAUAUGAAUCAAAUGAACGGAGAUAUGGCUAGUCGUUUUUUUUUUUAACUUUUAGUAAGAUAUCAAAAUUUUUGCCCGCAAUCUCCUUCUAUCCUAUUUACUAAAAGUUAAAAAAACGACUAGCCAUAUCUCCGUUCGUUUGAUUCAUAUUUGCUUAUUAGGUUUAUUGGUAACAAAUACUUAUGCCUAAAAGUGGGUAAUUUGACAUUUAUCAUUUUUUAAGGGUGAUUGCAUGUUUAAGUCAUGUUAUCUGUUUGUGUUCAUAUAUUUUUUUAAAACAUACUCAGGUUUUAUAGAUAAAACUUACCUUUCUGUGUUUAAUUGUGAUUACGAUGGUGGUCAUAUUAUGUUAUUAACAGAAAACAUAUUUUUAUGCUGCUCGAUUUUUCAGUACUCCAGCAAGACGCGACAUAAUCGGGUUUUUUUUAAGCGCUUCGGACACAAUGAGUUAUAAAGCUUCAGUUAGAUUAUCCAAAUCAAACGUUUCAAGUAUUUAUAUCACAUCGUAUUCUAUCAAUUCAUUAAAUGAAUUCAGAUAGUCAGCAUAUGUCAUUUAAAUGUGUGUUGCAACAGGAGUAAUACAUGCAUACGUUUCAUAUCAUACAAGUUAUAACUGUUGAAUUUAUUAAGCAAUCUAAAGUUUAGGCAUCUAGCGUGGCAUACAUGUAUGUCAUCUUCACUAAAAUUGAUACCAUACGAUUAUAUUGAUAUGUUCAAUUAAUAUUGCUAUGUCAACCGUUUCACUUUGCUUAAAAUAACGGUUUCCAGAAUGUAACUAUUUUAGUGUGUCUUGUCGGACUUAUUUUGAAUCAAAAUGUUUAUAAAAAUUGACAGAUUCAAACAUUGCAAAUAACACUUAUAGGGAAAUUCGAUAAAUGUGGAAAAGUCAUUUUAGAUAAGAAUAUUGUUUUUUAUUGGACAAGAUAUAUAAGAUAAAUAAAAUUCGUGAAGAACUGCAUUACUAUAUGGUAUUUGUUUAAUCUUCAUGCCAUUCCUGCCCUUUAAUGUCGGAUACAUAAGGAAAUCCGUAAAAUAGAAAAUUGUAAGAGUAGAUAUAGUUAUAGCCAAAUACAUCUGAUAGCUUAUGAUUAUUUUUGACCAUAAGAACACACGAAGAAUACACAGACAAAAUUCUAAACGGCCAUUUCUUUGACUACUGAAAUAUAAGAUAAGACUAGUGGAAUGAUGUGUAAUUUUUAUCUGCAAUAUCUUUGUUAACGAUAGAUUAUAAACUCUAGAGACUAAAAAAAUUGAGAAUAAAACUUUACAUUUUUUUAUCUUGUUUCUCGUUCCUUUUUGCAUAGUAAGGGAAAUAAUAUAUAUUUAAAUUAUAUGAAAUACCCAGAAAAAAAUAUGUAAAACAUAACAAAGUAAAAGCGCGUAUUUCGUUUGAUUGCAAUCGCAAUAAAUAAAGACCUUUCAAUUUCCAAAUUUUAUUUGGUAUCAAAAUUGUGUUGAACGUUUUGAAAUUUUACACUGAAUAAGAGAAGGUGUACACCUAAACUCAAUCCCUUACAUGUUAACACAAGUAAUGUUUAAAUUAAUUGUGACGUGUUUCAACAAUUAUCUAUAAGUGCUAGUAUUUACUUUUUCCUGUCUACUUUAUCAUUUAAAUAUCCAUGUUCAUAGGGCUUUGUGCAUCAUCCAUCGCAAAUAGUUAAUUUAAAAAUACUCAAUAAUCAUAUGAAAGCUGUUUGACAAUUCCCUUCAAUAAAAACGUGUGAUGACUCGUGAUUAACUCCUUUUACAAGUUAGUUAUGUAACAUUACAAAUGAAUGAAAAUGUAUAUGAUUUCGUUUUAUCAAAAGCAUUGAAUGUUUAUCGAUUUUUUUUUCAUUUUUUUGGAUACUAUGUAAUGUUCAAAGUUAGUAUUAUGUUUAACAUGUAUCAGUUGUGCGUGUUUAUAGAAGAAAAUUGUAGAAAUAUAUCGAGUGUAUUUAA